Molecule: messenger RNA, 1854 nt
Organism: Pelobates fuscus (common spadefoot toad)
Lineage: Eukaryota; Metazoa; Chordata; Amphibia; Anura; Pelobatidae
Gene: PEX3
Product: peroxisomal biogenesis factor 3
Exons: 13
Coding region: 89-1207 (372 amino acids)
Biological process (GO): protein import into peroxisome membrane
Cellular component (GO): peroxisomal membrane
Molecular function (GO): protein-macromolecule adaptor activity
Source: RefSeq, a predicted model, not a curated record
GAACGGUCCGUCUGAUCUCGGUGCACCUUUAUUACCGUCCCGUGCUCGCGGAAGGCGAUUAGCGGCUGAGAGUCUCCAUACUGUAGACAUGCUUUCUGUAUGGAACUUCCUGAAGCGGCAUAAGAAGAAGUUUAUCUUUGUUGGUGCAUUUGCUGGUGGUGUUUAUCUUCUUGGAAAGUAUGCACAGAAGAAAAUCCGAGAAAUACAAGAAAGAGAAGCCGCAGAAUACAUUGCUCAGGCACGAAGACAAUAUCAUUUUGAGAGCAACCAAAGGACAUGCAACAUGACAGUAUUGUCAAUGCUACCAGCCCUGAAAGAAGCAUUGAUGCAGCAGUUGAACUCUGAGAGCUUAACCAGCCUGCUGAAAAACAGGCCUACAAACAAGAUUGAAAUAUGGGAAGAUCUAAAGAUUAUAAGUUUUAGCAGAAGCAUAGUAGCCGUUUAUAGUACAUGCAUGCUUGUUGUCCUCCUUCGAGUUCAGCUUAAUAUUAUUGGUGGAUAUAUCUACUUGGAUAAUUCAUCUACAGGAAAAAAUGGCACAGCCCAUCAAGCAUCCCCUGAGGUACAACAGCAAUAUUUGUCCAGCAUUCAACACCUCCUUGGAGAUGGUCUGACCGAGCUGAUAACAGCUGUGAAGCAUGCCGUCCAAAGAGUACUUGGCAGCUUGUCCUUGAAACACUCCCUCUCUCUCGUGGAUGUGGAGCAGAAAAUGAAAGAAAUCCGUAGGCAAAUAGAAGGCGAGGUGGAAUCACUGGGUGAGGCAGAAUCAGAGUGCAAGUCGCAGUUAUGUCGUUAUAUGAUGCCGGAUGAGGAGACCCCAUUAAAUACCCAGGCAUGUGGACUAACGGAAAAAGAUGUCACAACAAUAAGACUACUGAAUGAAACAAGGGACAUGCUUGAAAGCCAUGACUUUAGCACUGUAUUGAACUCCUGUUUGAGUCGAGGUUUUGGAAGGCUUCUUGACAGCGUUGCAGAAUUCUUCCGACCUAAUGAGCAGGAUGUGAACCAAAAUAGCUCUGUGAACAGCCUUUCCAGUAUUAGCCUUCCUCUAGCCAAAAUCAUCCCUAUAGUAAAUGGACAGGUACACUCCAUAUGCAGUGAGAUGCCCAAUCACUUUGUUCAGGAUCUCUUGCUUAUGGAUCAAGUGAAAGACUUUGCUGCUAAUGUAUAUGAGGCUUUCAGCACACCUCAGCAAUUAGAGAAAUGAUGGCAAGCCCAACUGUCAAUAAUUGUUAUCCCUGAAAUCCAGCAAGCAUUAAUGUUUACAGUUUGUGUAUGACAUUCCUCUUGAUUCAAGUAAUUGAAGAUGCCUCAGACCUGAAACAUGAGUAAUUUGCCAUCUGUGGAGUGAUAAGGCACCAUGCAAAUACAGUUACUAAGCAAACAGUGCAGAUGUGCAAAGUAUUUCCUGUUAAAUUCACACAGGUUUUAUUUUACAAGAGCCCUAUUUUUUUGAAAGCAUGAUCACCUCAUUUUCAUCUGGAAAGUUUUGCCGUUUUCUGCAUGAUAAUGUGCAUGCUUUGGUACUGAUAAUGCACAUGGUAUGCAUUCAUAGUGUAAUUGGCUAAAUGCCGAAAUGCUAAAUGAAACAGAAUAUUGGUUCCCACAACCCAGUUUUGGUCCAGGUUUUUAAGUUUUCUACAUAUGAUUACAUUUUAUUUAAGGAUCAGUCCUUAUCGCAGGUUUGUUCUGUUAUUAGGAAUAAUUUAAUAGUGGUCACAAGCUGUUCUAUGGUUUUUUUUUUUACUACAUAUUUUGAGAACUAUCUUAAGAUAAGAUUUUUGGAAAUGUUUCUGGGUCUUAAGUAGUAAUAAAAUAUACGAUGUUUAUGUUGAACCAUACGUAUCUUGUAUC